Molecule: messenger RNA, 1897 nt
Organism: Botrytis porri
Lineage: Eukaryota; Fungi; Ascomycota; Leotiomycetes; Helotiales; Sclerotiniaceae
Exons: 6
Coding region: 880-1566 (228 amino acids)
Source: RefSeq, a predicted model, not a curated record
CUCCAAUGACAGAAAUGUACGGUUCUACGGUCCAAGAGUACACAGCCUUACAAUAUUCACUCAAUAUAGAUCGGUACCUAUCCCACAUUGGAUUGGAGGAAUGCGAUGAUACAUAUCUGCACGUGACUGAAUAUUGAAAUUCAGCUGGUGAAACAAUCUAUACAUCACAAUCUAUAUUUUCAAGCCACAGUAUACAACUCCAAGCUACUACGUAUACAUACAUGGCUGCUGAACAUGGUAGACCAGGUGGUACAUCUCUGAAUAAAGAAGUAUCAUGGCAGAGAGCUCAUUCCCAUUACGGCAAAGAUCUGGACCAACAAAAACUCGAGCAGAUGACCGGAGAACAAUAUGUCUGAGAACUUUACAGAUCGCAGUCGAUUGGGUUCAAACCCCCAUUCUACUUGAUCAAAUUUGACUUCAAAGUAUCCAGGUAUUGGAAGAUUAGCCUAUCUAAUACGGAUAUAUUCGGACUUUCAUCCACGUUCUAAUCCAUCCAUGGAUGUUCUACUCCAUGUAUACGGAUCUAGUGUUCCAAUAAACUACAUACAUUCUGUGGGCUACAAGCAUGGAUUAAACCAUAUGCUCAUGACUUUGCUCAAACAUGUUGGAGUUCUGUACUAGUGCAGAAAUUAGUAGCAGGCGUCGCUACUCCCAGCACCUACGAAAUGCAUCUAACAUUUGUAAAUUACAACGCCUUAUGUCGACGAGAUGAGCCUCGCAGAGAAUUAAUGACAUGAUGAUAUCCACACGGAUCAUAAUUGAGAACUGGCUACUUAUCUAGACUAAUUCCCAGAAAUGAUCUAAACCUACUACUUCUGCCCUCCAAUUCCCAUCUUCAGAAAAUCUGUCUUCUAUUUCCACCCCAUUCUCAAAUCGAACAUGCCAAGUGCACCUCCAUUUACUCUUUUUGGUGGCGCUUCAUUUGGAGAAGGUCGUUUUGCAACAGCCAAAGAUGUUCAACAACUACUGGCUCUUUUGACCACCUUGGAAAUUGGUCAUAUUGACACCGCCGUCAUCUACCCUCUUAUCUCGCAGGGAAAGUCGGAACAGCUUCUUGGUGAAAACCAUGCCGAUCAUAGCUUUGCUAUCGAUACUAAGAUCAAGCUUGCGGAUUUCUCCGUUAAAGGCUCAUUGACGGCAUCGGCAAUCAAUGAAAGUGUCGCGGAAAGUUUGUCUCGUAUCAAGGGAAAGAUUAAUGUCUUGUAUUGCCACGUUCCCGAUUCAUCAACCCCGAUCAGCGAAACGCUUGCUACUCUUCAUGAACUUCAUCGGCAGAAUAAGUUCCAAAAGCUUGGAAUAUCCAACUUUUCUGACGCACAGGUCCAAGAGCUUCUUGAAGUAUGUGAAAAGGAAAGCUACACAAAGCCUAGUUACUACCAAGGACAAUACAAUGUACUUUGCCGUGAAGCAGAAGUGCAACUUCUCCCACUCUUACGCCAGCAAAGGAUAUCAUAUAUUGCUCAUAGUCCGCUUGGAGGAGGAUUUUUGACCGGAAAAUUCACAUUGGGCACAGACGUCGCUGGGACCCGAUUCGAAGAUGGUAAUGCAAAGGGAGAGUUUUUUUAAGAGGAGGUAUGAUAAUGGACCUACGCACUCAGCCAUGAAGGAAUUCAUCACAUUGCUUGAGCCCUACAGUAUCACCCCCUCAGAAGGGGCCCUGAGAUGGGUUUACUACCAUUCAGCUCUCCAAUAAGGUGAUGGUGUAAUACUAGGAGCUAGUAAGCCAGCGCAAAUCUCUCUUAGCGCUGCUGAUAUCGCAAAGGGGCCUCUGCCUUUGAGCGUGGCCGAGACCAUGGAAACAAUGUGGAAAAAUAUUCAAGCACAGAUGUAGAACAACAGUACAUGAAGUAAAUUGGUAGGAAAUGGUGAUGAUUCCACAUGAUUCAUCAUUAUUGUA